AUGUCCACGUACGAUCCCCUCAGCUCGGGCUUUGGCACAGACGAAGUGGAACCGCCAUGGCCAACGACACCGCACAGUCCGAAUUCUCCGAUCCCGAACCUCCCGCGCCCGUCCCACUCUCACCAUGCGCCGACAGGCUUGUAUGGGAAGGAGCCGCAGAUAUAUGGCCAGCCUGAACCAGGUUUGAUCUCCCCCCGCAUUACGACCGCCUCGAAUGGUACGAGAUAUGAGAAGGCGGAGCCGUAUCUUCGAGUGAGGAUAACGGGUUUGGACAGGAAUAGGAGAGAUAUCCUAGUCAAAUUGGACGCCCAGACAAACCUGUCGAAUUUUACAGGUACCACGUAUCGUAAUGUGUCGCGGUCGUAUCUGGAGUUCCAGCAGUUCUAUGAUGCCGUCGUGAACAACAACCCCCAGACUAUCGUCCCUGCUCUCCCCCUUCCGCGUACUUCCGCUCCGACGGACGAGGAAGAUGACCGCCUCGUAAAGAUCAUGCUCCAACGAUGGUUGUCACGUAUCUGCGAGGACCUCAUUUUGCUGAACGACGAGGAACUUCGCUCCUUCAUCGAGAGCGACUUCGGGUAUCAACCCACCCCGACCCGGCGCAAGGCGUCGUCUGGGUUUAGUCUGAUUCGUUCUCGUGUACCUGACGAAGAUGAGGAGCUGCAGCGGGCGCGAUUCGAGCUCACAAAGCUCGAGGGUCAGUAUCUUGAAGCAGCGAAAGCAAUUGACAAAAUGGCAAAGGUCAGAAAGUCGCUUGCAUCCGUCCGUGCGGAGAUGGGAAACAAGCUGGUGAACGUGGCAACUACGGAGGCGCACCCACCUCUGGGACAUGCUCUGCAGAAGCUAGGGCGUGCGUGGCACAGUGUGGCAGAUCUUGACCAGGCUCAGGGUAUUAGUGAAUGCGUUAUCGUCGGUGACUCGCUGGGUUAUCAGGGCCUGAAUGCACGGUCAGCCAAAGAGACCCUGCAACAGCGGACGGCUGUGCUGGAGGAAUACCAAGCGGCCGUCAAGAGCACGAUUUCGAAACGGCGAAACAUGGAACGAUUGAAGGCGAGCAGUAACAUCAAUCCCCUCAAGGUUGAUGAAGCACUAGAAGAUAUGGAAGAGGCGAACAAGUACGAGCAGAUUCUGGCGAGACGAGCGGAUGGCAUAUCUCAAAAUCUGCACCGCGCUCUGGACAGGCACAACCGCCUUGUCACAGAAGACGUGACUGCUGCUCUGGUCGAGCACGUCCGGUCAUCUAUCAUGUACGAGCGGCAGUUGCUGCGGGAGCUGGAGGCACUCAAACCGGAUGUGAGCAAUUCUUCGAAGAAAGCACCUCCAGCGAAAACUGCGGCCCCGCGGCCUACCGUCAUCCCCCCACUGGAGGACUUCUCUAAACAACCAAUCCCUCGCCCGGCCUCGGGCCCACCGUCCAACACGUUACGUGGCCCGCCCAUUACUGCGCCUGCACCCAUCUCUGCCGUUAACGGGUCAUCACAACCAAGCCCGUUCCCGUCGUCGCCGCUCCCCUCUGCAUCCAGCACAUUUAGAAAUACACUACCACCCCAGUCACCUGGAGCCGGACCGUCGUCGCCAGCUCCCAGCCAGAAUUCGUUCAUGUCCAACCCACUUGAUGGACCACCUCUUGGCGGCCGACUCGUCGAUGGUACCAAAUCGAUGUUCAUUAAGUCUACCGUAUCCCCGCUUUCGCCAUCAUUUUUGAUACCCCCGCCGCGCUCCCCUGCGCCCUCAACCAAGGUCGCCCCUGACUCCCCGUUGCAUGCACCAGUCGCCACCGCGCCACAUCCACUAGUGAAUUCCCCUUUGGGUCCUCUCGGAGAAUCACCCGCAGCUCGUCUCGCGAAUGGACGCUCUGCGACCCCUGCGGAUGACGGUUUGGACCCACUGGGCAUGGGAAGGGCACCGCUCAUGACGGGUUCGCUGAGGGUGCAGCCGACGAGGCCGAGGCUGGAUGCACGAGAGGCGGCAAGCAAGCUUGCUAAUAUGUUCUGA
Messenger RNA from Sparassis crispa, 1995 nucleotides. RefSeq lists its product as hypothetical. The transcript is spliced from 4 exons. Gene Ontology annotation, cellular component: endosome; retromer, tubulation complex. The coding region runs from base 1 to 1995 and encodes 664 amino acids. Gene Ontology annotation, molecular function: phosphatidylinositol-3-phosphate binding. Gene Ontology annotation, biological process: retrograde transport, endosome to Golgi; intracellular protein transport. The record is from RefSeq and is a predicted model, not a curated record. Lineage: Eukaryota; Fungi; Basidiomycota; Agaricomycetes; Polyporales; Sparassidaceae.